This is a messenger RNA of Prunus armeniaca (apricot), 3408 nucleotides long. Lineage: Eukaryota; Viridiplantae; Streptophyta; Magnoliopsida; Rosales; Rosaceae. The record is from the annotation of a GenBank genome assembly.
AUGGAGCUCGAAAGCAGAGAGAGAGGCACCGCCACAUUCUCAUCCUCAGCAACCAGCAACAUGAGGCCCAACAAAAACAACACUACCACUAGCGGCACCGCCAAAAGAGACAAGUCAAUUGCUCGGUACAAUGCAGAUGCUGGCAUUUUAGCUGAGUAUGAGCAGUCUACUGCGUCUGGUAAGUCCUUUAACUAUUCAAGAUCAGUGCUUUAUCCUCCAGAAUCUGUACCUGAAGAGCAAAUAAGUGUCUAUUUCAAGAGAAUCCAAAGGGGUGCUCUUGUUCAAUCCUUUGGUUGUAUGCUUGCAAUUGAAGAACCCACUUUUAGAAUUAUCGGUUAUAGUGAGAAUUGCUUUGAGUUGUUGGGUUUGGAUAGUCUCUUUGAGUCAAAACAAUUAAAGGGUCUAAUUGGAAUUGAUUCUAGAACCUUGUUUACACCUUCUUCCGGGGCUUCACUGGCCAAAGCUGCUGCGUCCAGGGAGAUAUCAUUGUUAAACCCAAUUUGGGUUUAUUCUAGUAGUACCCAGAAGCCAUUUUAUGCUAUAUUGCAUAGAAUUGAUGUGGGAAUUGUGAUUGAUUUGGAGCCUGCUAGGUCUGGUGAUCCUGCAUUGUCGCUUGCAGGUGCUGUGCAGUCACAGAAACUUGCGGUCCGGGCAAUUUCUAGGCUUCAGUCUCUCCCUGGAGGAGAUAUUGGUGUGUUAUGUGAUACAGUUGUGGAAGAUGUUCAGAAGCUUACUGGAUAUGACAGAGUUAUGGUAUACAAGUUCCAUGAGGAUGAUCAUGGUGAAGUUGUGUCUGAAAUCAGAAGGGCGGAUUUAGAAUCCUAUUUGGGUUUACAUUAUCCUGCCACGGAUAUCCCUCAAGCCGCCCGUUUCUUGUUCAAGCAGAAUCGCGUACGCAUGAUUUGUGAUUGCAAUGCAAAUCCAGUUAAAAUCAUUCAAAGUGAAGAACUAAAGCAGCCUCUGUGCUUGGUCAAUUCAACCCUCCGGUCACCACAUGGCUGCCACAGACAGUACAUGGCCAACAUGGGAUCCAUUGCCUCAUUGGUGAUGGCAGUUAUUAUCAAUGGUGAUGAUUUGACGAAGCUUUGGGGGUUGGUAGUGUGCCACCACACUUCACCCCGCUAUGUCCCUUUCCCUCUUCGCUAUGCUUGUGAAUUUCUUAUGCAGGCAUUUGGGCUGCAGCUGUACAUGGAGCUUCAAUUGGCAGCACAAUUGGCUGAAAAAAAGGUUCUCAGAACACAAACCUUACUUUGUGACAUGCUCCUCCGGGACGCCCCAUCAGGUAUUGUGACCCAAUCUCCUAGUAUAAUGGAUCUAGUGAAGUGUGAUGGAGCUGCAUUGUAUUAUGGUGGGACAUGUUGGUUGUUAGGUGUAACUCCAACUGAAUCACAGGUUAAAGAUAUAGCAGAGUGGCUGCUAAGUAAUCAUGGGGAUUCCACAGGUCUGAGUACCGAUAGUUUGGCAGAAGCUGGUUACCCUGGUGCACCUUUACUGGGUGAUGCAGUCUGUGGUAUGGCUACUGCAAGAGCCAGUUCAAAGGAUUUCUUGUUUUGGUUCAGGUCUCACACUGCAGAGGAAGUCAAAUGGGGAGGAGCUAAGCAUCAUCCAGAGGAUAAGGAUGACGGUGGAAGGAUGCACCCAAGAUCAUCAUUUAAAGCUUUUCUUGAAGUAGUAAAAAGUAGAAGUUUGCCUUGGGAGGUCUCUGAAAUUAAUGCCAUCCACUCUUUACAGCUCAUAAUGAGAGACUCGUUUCACGAUAUGGAAGAAAGUGUUUCUAAGGCAGUAAAUAAUGCUCAUCAGAGUGAUACUGAAAUGCAGCCUCAGGGGAUAGAUGAACUCAGUUCUGUGGCAUGUGAAAUGGCUAAAUUGAUUGAGACAGCUUCAGUUCCGAUUUUUGGGGUUGAUUCAGCUGGUCUCAUCAAUGGAUGGAAUACAAAGAUGGCCGAAUUGACAGGAUUACAAGAUAGCAAAGCUAUGGGGAAGUCCCUAGCUAAUGAAAUUGUUUGUGAGGACUCACGGGGAGCUGUUGAAGAUCUUUUAUGCAGAGCCUUACAAGGUGAUGAGGACAAGAAUAUUGAGUUAAAACUGAGAAAUUUUGGGCUCUCUCAGCAUAACUCGGUUGUCUAUGUUGUAGCCAACACAUGCACAAGUAGGAAUCAUGCAAAGAAUGUUGUUGGUGUAUGCUUUGUGGGUCAAGAUAUUACUUGUGAAAAAGUUGUUAUGGAUAAAUUCAUCCGUUUGCAAGGCGAUUAUAAGGCUAUUAUACAGAGUCUUAACCCAUUGAUUCCACCCAUAUUUGCAUCUGAUGAGAAUGCCUGCUGCUCUGAAUGGAAUGCGGCCAUGGAAAAGCUUACUGGUUGGACAAGAGAUGACGUUAUUGGUAAAAUGCUUCCUGGGGAAAUCUUUGGAGGUUUCUGUCGGCUGAAAGGUCAAGAUACACUGACUAAAUUUAUGAUUGUAUUGUACCAAGGAAUCAGUGGUCAAGAUAUUGAGAAGUUUCCACUUGGGUUUUUUGAUAGAAAAGGGAACUUUGUUGAGGUGAUCUUAACAGCAAGCAAGAGGACUGAUGCAGGUGGAAAUAUAAUUGGUUGUUUCUGCUUCUUGCAAAUAUUUUUGCCUGACCUGCAGCAGCCCUUGGAAGGACACAAACAAGAGGGUAGAGAAGGCUUUUCAAAACUAAAGGAAUUAACAUACAUGCGACAAGAGAUGAAAAAUCCUUUAAAUGGUAUUCGGUUUACGCACAGACUACUUCAAAAUACAACUAUUUCAGAAUAUCAGAAGCAAUUUCUUGACACUAGUGAUGCGUGUGAAAGACAAAUCAUGACAGUCAUCGAGGAUAUGAAUAUGAGAAGCAUAGAGGAAGGUAGCGUGAAGCUGAACAUGGGAGACUUUGUCUUGGGAAACAUUUUGGAUGCCAUUGUUAGUCAAUCAAUGAUCUCAUUGAGGGAAAAGAAUCUGCAGCUUUUUCAUGAGAUUCCAGAAGAAGUUAAAUCACUAUCUUUGCAUGGGGAUCAAAUCAGGCUGCAGUUGGUCUUGUCAGAUUUCUUGCUCAAUGUAGUGAAUCAUGCACCUUCCCCAGAUGGCUGGGUUGAAAUUAAAAUUUUACCUGGUCUAAAGUUAAUACAGGACGGCAACAAUUGUAUCCGUUUACAGUUCAGAAUGACUCACCCCGGUCAAGGCCUUCCGGCUGCGCUUAUCCAAGAUAUGUUUGAGGGAGAAAAUCGAUGGACUACGCCAGAAGGGCUUGGCCUAAAUCUGUCCAGGAAACUUCUGAAUAGAAUGAAUGGUCAGGUUCAGUAUGUUAGAGAGCAUGACAAAUGUUACUUCCUCAUUGACCUUGAACUUAAAACCAGGAAAGAAGGGCAGAAGGUUUCAGUGUCACAGGCCGACAUGAGCACAAUGACUUAA